Lolium perenne is the source of this 2405-nucleotide messenger RNA. The record is from RefSeq and is a predicted model, not a curated record. NCBI's taxonomy places the organism in Eukaryota, Viridiplantae, Streptophyta, Magnoliopsida, Poales, Poaceae.
CCCUCCAAUUCUUUCCUGCGUCCGCCACUGGACACCAGGCGACCGCGACGCGUCCGGGCACCCCGUCAUCCGCAACCCGAAGACCGCGACGCAGUCUUCCACUGCGCAGACCUAAUCCUACCUCACCGGCGGCGUCCCGGGUCCUCGGCGUUCGGAGGAGACUGGAGUGCUGGGCGCAGACGCAGCGUCCGGCGGGGCGGGGCGAGCCGUGGGCGAUUCAUUCAGGCUUCACUUCGGUUGCCGAAUUGGUAUGUUUGAGCGAAUGGAUCCACUGUAUUUUACUUCUCUGAAAGAAGAAAUGGCAAGAGUUAAAUCAUUCACAUCCAAGCUUCGCCUGCAAUCGGAAUCCGCUGAAGUUGAUGGUCGUAUGCAAACAUGCUGGAGGAGACGCUGCAGGGUGUGGAUUUAGCUGUUCAUGCUGCUAGGCAUUUUCAAAGGCAGGCCUCACACGACUUCUGCCGUCUGCCGGUGGGUUUACCCAUGGACAGCUUCAGUCAUGCACAAACACAGCCAUCUCCUCUGGUACCGUUUCAGCAACCAUUUACCAUCAUUUUCAGUGGUCCGUCUAUGUAUGGAAAAUUUUGGCACGCACUUACCACGCAAGAGAUCAAGAAAGCAAGGGGGUCGCGACACCUGCGAUGCACUGAGAGUUUUGCAUCUCAUGCCAGGGAAGGGAUAUGAUGGCAAAGAGGAAGGUCCGUCCCAUCACCGCAUUAUCAGCGACUGUAUGCAUGACAUCUUGGGAGUUCAAUCAGAAAAUCAUGGUAUGAAGAAUGGAAAAAUACAAUUUGUUAACUCAAGCAGUAAUCCAGUGCAAAUUUUACCCAAUACCAUUGAUUCCCACGAUAUAUCCGCUUGCCCUUUCAUGAAUAAACACUCAAAGGGAAACAAGUUUAUGCUACUUGUGGAGUUGCAUAGAAAAGGAAUAAGUGUGGAUGUGUCUAUUUUAACAUCUGCCGUGAGUUUUUGUGCUGUUAAGCAAUCCAUUAGGGGAGGUGCUCAGCUCCAUGCCCUACUGAUGAAAGUUGGCUGUGACUUGUCUGUCUUUUCUGGUACCUCUCUGAUCAGCUUAUAUGCCAGGUGUUGUCAAUUGGAGAAUGCUUAUCAUAUUUUUCAGAGCAUGCCAGUUAAAAAUACUGUGUCGUGGACAGCACUCAUUUCUGGUUAUGCCCAGGAUAAUCAGAUCGAGCCAUGCCUCCAGGUAUUUCAGUUGAUGAGGCAGUCAGCAUGCAGGCCUAAUGACAUCACAUUUGCCACUAUCUUCAGUGUGUGCACUAACCACGCACUUCUGGCACUUGGUAGAAGUGUUCAUGGUUUAGAACUGAGAAUGGGUUUUGAUUUGUGUGUGCAUGUCUCGAAUGCACUCAUAUCAAUGUAUGCAAAGUGUGGGAGUAUAGAUGAGGCCCAAUCCAUAUUUCAGAGGAUUGCUUGCAAGGACCUGGUUUCUUGGAAUUCCAUGAUCUUUGGAUAUUCACAGUAUGGCCUUGCUGAGCGUUGCCUAAGCUUGCUAAAAGAUAUGGAGGCGGAGCACAUAGUGCCAGAUGUAAUCUCUUUCCUUGGCAUCCUGUCAUCGUGCCGGCAUGCAUGCCUUGUAGAAGAAGGCCGGCUCUGUUUCAAGGCGAUGAUCCAACUUGGAAUAAAACCAGAGCUAGAUCACUACUCAUGUAUGGUAGACCUCCUCGGCCGGGCAGGAUUGCUUGAUGAAGCAUGGAAUUUGAUACAUGCAAUGUCCAUGUCCCCCAAUGCAGUCAUAUGGGGUUCUCUGCUGGCUGCCUGUAGGAUGCAUGGAAACAUUCCGAUUGGCAUCCAUGCUGCAGAGCACCGCCUUAAGCUGGAGCCAGGGUGUGCUGCAACUCAUAUACAGCUAGCAAAUUUAUACGCCAGCAUUGAUUGCUGGAGUGAUGUGGCCAGAGUGAGGAAGAUGAUGAAGGAGAAAGGACUAAAGACGAACACCGGUUGCAGUUGGAUAGAAAUUGGUAGUAAGGUUUAUAGUUUCACAGCAGAGAACAGAUCAAAGAACCACCAAGUAAACGAUGUGCUGGCUGUUCUUGACUGCCUGCGGUCUCAUAUGGUAUACAAGUACGAUGUGCUGAUAGAUGGUCUUGAGUUUGAUGACCCUCAACAUUUUAAUGUAAGUUUUAGCACUGAAUAAAUAUUGGUAGAUCAUAGAUCACCUAACUGUAUAUGAAGAUAGAGGUCAAUUUUAUAGCAAAAAUAGAGGUCUGAGAUAUGAUUCAUCUGAUUGGAUGAUCAGUGUAGCCUUUCUUCCGUCCUUAAUGAUAUUUGGACCUUUUUAAUUGUAACUCUCUAAUAAUUCUUUCUUAAUUGCAUUCUUAUGGAUGAUGGUUUGAGUGGUUUGUAUUUGAAGAAAUAAUAAAUGAUUGGUAAACUUGCAUUAUGUUUUA